This is a messenger RNA of Melopsittacus undulatus (budgerigar), 3214 nucleotides long. RefSeq names its product SET-binding protein-like. Gene Ontology annotation, cellular component: nucleoplasm. NCBI's taxonomy places the organism in Eukaryota, Metazoa, Chordata, Aves, Psittaciformes, Psittaculidae. Gene Ontology annotation, molecular function: histone H3K4 methyltransferase activity. The record is from RefSeq and is a predicted model, not a curated record. The transcript has 3 exons. The annotation marks the transcript as partial. Gene Ontology annotation, biological process: regulation of DNA-templated transcription.
AACUCCAGGGUGUUGCAGUAUUGCUACGGAGCCAGGGAGACUUUGGGCAGCUCCUGGCAAAGGGGAGGUGCAGCAGACUUUCUGCCAGCCGCUGUGGUCUCUGUGAAGCCUCCACCUACCGCCAGCUGUGUGGAGGAGAUGAUGCUGCCUGCGGUGGGCUCGGGGAAAGGCAUUCUGGUGAGCAGUGAGAGGCUGGAGCCCAAGGAAGAGGAUGGUUCUGGGAGAGAUAUGGAUUCCACUUCCAAUGCAGACAGUGAGAAAUGGGUGGUGGGAGAUGGCCUAGAGGAGCAGGAAUUUUCCAUCAAGGAAGCUAACUUCACAGAGGGGAGUUUAAAACUAAAGAUCCAGACCACUAAGAGAGCUAAGAAGCCCCCAAAGAACUUGGAGAAUUAUAUUUGCCCUCCUGAGAUCAAAAUCACCAUCAAGCAAUCUGGGGAGCAGAAGCUUUCCAGAGCUGGGGAAAAUAGCAAAACAGCUAAAGAGGAGGACAGAUCCCACUCAAGAAAGAAGAUCUGGGGAGUCUCUGGGACCUUCGCGCUGGCAAUCGGGAGUUUCCCUGAAAGGAACCACAGCUCCCCAGACCGACUCGGGACCUCGAAACCAGCCACUGAGCCAGGUAUACCGGAAGAAGUGGAGAAUACAUCCCGCAAGUAUGGGCUUCUGGAGCACCAGGACGAUCACGAAGCAAGAAAAGGACUAGAGACUCUAAUAGAAAAAUUUGUCAAAUACUUUGGGACAAAAAUGGAUGAACAGCCAUUCUGGAACAGAGAAGUAGUCAUUGGCUUUUGCCAAGCAGGCUGUUUAAAAUAUCAGGCUGUGCUUUUAGAACAAGAGGAUGUAGAAUUGAAAGUAACUAACCUUUUGAACCCAGCAGUGGUUUUCAACAACUGAUCCAGGAGCAGGAGAGCUGACUCACAACUGUUUACAGACUACUGAGCAGGUAUAUUCCAGUUAUACUGACCUGUAAGGUACAUCCCUGAUGGAUGUGGACUACGAACUGUUUGUGGAUGGCAGCAGCUUUAUGAAAAUGGAAACCGGAAAGAAGGAUAUGCUGUGGUAACCAAACAUGAGAUAACAGAGGCUAAAGCCUUUCCCCCCCAACACAUCAGCACAGAAAACCGAGCUGAUGGUGCUACUGAGACUUCUGGAAUUUUCAGAAAGUCAAAAUUUGCUUUUAAGGCACAUCAAUUUGAUAUCACUCCAGUGAAUAUUGGUGAUCAUGUUGCUGACAAAGCAGCCAAAGAAGCUGUGGGUGGGGACCUUUCGUUAAUAUUGCCUCAUAAGUAUCAGUGCUUGCAUAAUGAAGUUCCAAGUUAUCAGAUGGAGGAUGAGAAAUUACCUAGUUUAUUAGGAGCCAAGAAGAAUGAUGAAGGAUGGUGGGUUAUACCAAACAGGCAAGUAAUAAUUGACCAGCUUCUUAUGAGAAGAAAACCACCAGGCAACUCAUGGGGGAACAGAAUCAAUGACUGAGGCUUUAAAGCUCCAAGUUCUGAGUAUGCAAAUGGCUGAAACUAUAAAAGUGUUAUAAAGAAGUGUGAACCUUGUUUACAAUGCUAAGAGGAACAACAAAGGCAGUUAUCCAGAAGACCAUUGGCAAGUGGACUUUACAGAAUUGCCACAGCACAAUGGGCUCAGAUGUGUGUAUAUAUUGGUACUAAUAGAUAUGUUUUCUGGUUGGCCAGAGGCUUUCCCUUGUUGCACCAAUAUGGUUCAUGAAGUAGUAAAACAUUUAUUGAAUCAAAUAAUACCCUGAUAUGGUGUACUAGCAGGCUUGUCCUCAGAGGUCUGCAUUUUGUUGCAGUAGUUAGGAAGGUGGGAGAGUGUUUGGGAAUCAAAUGGGAUCUGCAUACCCUAUAUAGACCUCAGGCUAGUGGGAAAGUGGAAUGUAUGAAUUGGAUACUCGAGUUACAAUUAAAAUAUGUCAAGAAACUUCUUUAACUUGGUUAUAAGCCUUACCAAUUGCUUUGGUAGGAUACAAAUACAGCCAGGAAGGAAUCACGUAAGUCCAUAUGAACUGACGUAUGGGUGGCCUUACCAACUGCCUUUUGUUCCUGGUGGUAAUUUUUUGCAGGGAAAACAGGAUCUCUGACUAUACCUAGUGGCACUUGGUAAAACUCUUAGUUCUGGUAAUAUCUUGGUAGGACAUUACCCAGACUGUAGCUGAACAACGCAAAUCUGGACUAAGGGACCACAAACUGUCAAUUGGAAUGCUCCAGAAGGGAAAGGGUGGUAUUGAUUGUGUAAUAAUACUGCUCAAAAGGCCCUUCCCCUCAGGAUGGACUGGAAAAUAUACAUUGGGUGUUGUAUUCCCAGGUGCUAUACAGGCAUUACCGACUGAGGUAUCCAGCUUAUGUCAGGUAGUAUUGCAAAACCAUAUGGCCCUUGAUCUGCUAUUAGCUUCCCAAGGAGGUGUUUGUACAGUUAUAAAUACGGGCUGCUGCACAUACAUAGACCAGAGUGGCAGAUUUUACUAACUGGGGAUUUGAAGAAUUAUGACAUGGACUUACGUUUUGGCUACCAAAUUGGAUAUUGUUAAAAAACUCGUUUGUGAUCAUUAUAGUAACAAUUUGUGUCUGUAUCCUUGCAUGACUCAAUUUUGUAGUUGCUGGUCACAAUGGUGUAUUAGAAUCAAAUAUGGGUAAAGGGUAUAGAAUGAGACUUACAGUAUAUAUAUAUAUAUAUUCUGUAAGUCUCAAAGGGGGGAAAUGUAACCUUAAAUCUUAAACUAGCAAUAGUGUGUGUGCCUUUAACAUAGAACAGUUUGGUUUAUUCUACUAACUUACUAACAUGUAGAGAGAAAGGAAUGUUUGGCUGAUGGGGGAAGGAACAGAUAACAACUAAGGAGACAGUAAAUAAGACCAAGGAUACCAGCCUUCAAAAUAGCAGAGUGGUGCCCAACAUGGAGAGAGACUGAAACAGAACAGAAGCAAGUACAUACCCAACUGCUAACUCGGCACUAGGACCUUCCAAGUGUGUGCAAACACUGAGGUCAUUCAGUAAACACAGUGAGGAAGACUGUUGAGGACCCCCAAAAGGCCCCACUCAGCAAAAAAGCGCAUGUGUACUUAGGAUGCAUUUUUUUUUUCUGGAAAAGCUAUGAAUAUGCAUGCGUAUGCUAAAUAAAUAGCCACUGUUGGCAAGUAUUGGGUAUGCUCACCUUUGCAAAAUGAUUUGUGUGUGUUCCCAGUGCUUCAAUAAAGAAUGCCCGCUUUCU